AUGCAUGACGCCUCCAUCGUGACUCUGUAUAAGAACAAGGGCAACCGCAGCGUCUGCAACAAUUAUAGAGGGAUCUCACUGCUCAGCAUAGUCGGAAAGGUGUUUGCUCGAAUCCUUCUCACCAGGCUCCAGACACUGGCUGCACGAGUUUGUCCAGAAUCCCAGUGUGGCUUCAGGGCAGGACGGUCGACUACAGACAUGAUCUUUUCAGUGCGCCAGCUUCAAGAGAAGUGCAGAGAGCAGGGCAGACCACUGUAUCUGGCAUUCAUAGACCUGUCCAAGGGUUUUGACUUCGUCAGCAAGAAAGGCCUGUUUCGUCUCCUGGAGAAGAUUGGAUGCCCCCUCAGUUGCGCAGCAUGGUGGUUUCUUUCCACAAGGACAUGA
Messenger RNA from Penaeus indicus, 384 nucleotides. RefSeq lists its product as uncharacterized. Lineage: Eukaryota; Metazoa; Arthropoda; Malacostraca; Decapoda; Penaeidae. The coding region runs from base 1 to 384 and encodes 127 amino acids. The transcript has a single exon. The record is from RefSeq and is a predicted model, not a curated record.